Molecule: messenger RNA, 3327 nt
Organism: Malaya genurostris
Lineage: Eukaryota; Metazoa; Arthropoda; Insecta; Diptera; Culicidae
Exons: 4
Coding region: 441-3119 (892 amino acids)
Source: RefSeq, a predicted model, not a curated record
AAUUCGUUCUCUCUGAUGACGACUGUGUUGACGUCGUUGUCGUUGUUGAUUGUUAGGUGCGCGAAAGAUCGGCAAAUGAAUCGUCGUCAUACGCGCGGCGGCACAAGGACAAAAUAAGUGACAUCGAAAGGCUUCUGCUGGUACGGAAUGAUAUUUUCGAUCGAAGUAACCGUGUAACUUCUAUCCAUUGACAGACCCAACCUAAUGUCAUAGUGCAAAAUCCCUCCGCUGGAAGCAGCUGCGGGGAAACUUUUCACCAAACAAACCCAACCGAGAGGGUGUUUAGUAGAUAAGCAAAUUGUGUGGCGUGUAGUGUUGUUCGUAACCAGGGAAAAACCAAAAUUACUGUAACAAAAUUGAAACAUCUCAGCAAAGCAAAGUGAAUCGAGUGGAUUGCUGUCGUCGAGAAAAACGAGUUCGAACUAAGCAACCCGCCACCAAUGGACGCAUCGGGUGAGGGCGGCACCGGCGCAGCAGGUUCAGCUGCUGAGCAUGCCGUCAGCAGUGGCAACGCAAAUUCCGACUCUCUGGGAAACUGCGAACUGCUUGAGAGUUGGACAUUACUAGACAGUCCUCCAAAGCACUCCGAACCGGUCGCAAUGGACUCCAAAGUGGCGGAUCCGGAAAAGAAAAACACCAGUGAUGAUUGUGAGGAUGUUGAUGAAGAAGAAGAAGAUGAUUGUGAUGAAGAAGAAUUAGACGAAGAGAACCCGGAAGCUGAUUCGGAAGUUUGUGAAGAUGAAGAUGAAAAAAUUGAAGACAGCAAGCCGAGUGGGGUAGAAAACGUCCAGGAAAAAUCAUCGAAAAAUAAACGUGAGCAAAGCGUGCGCGAAGAUGAACAAGCCAAGAAGAAGCGCGUUGACAGUGGACCUAGUGGCGUCGGCUUAACCUAUGAAAGCAGCGUGGGCAAGGAAAAUGCGGAGGCAUCUUCAAUCACAACCGAUCAACAGUGUUUGAAUUUCAAAAAAAUCCUAAACUUGGAUGCUCCUAAGGAAAGUGGUCAACUAUCAGACCUAAACGACACGGAAAGAGAGACCGACCGAAAGCGUAAGGCUGUGCAGCGAAGACGCGAACACAGUGACGACGAUCAAGCGCUGGUCCCCGGAAAUGCCCUGGUCCCCUGGAGGGAGAUAAACCGUGCGUCUCUGUAUAUAUUCGGUUUGGUCGUUACGGCUGUGGCAGCAAUACUGGUCGGAAAUUCGCGUCUAUUUCAGCAUCAAACUGGGGAGGUAAAUUUCCAACAUGAGCAACGAAUUUCCGAGCUGGAACUGGAAAAUAACAUUCUUAAAAAUGAGAUGAACAAACUGAAGCAUUUGUACACUCAAUCGGAAUUGGAUGAACAAGUUCAGCAAGCGGAAGCGAGUUUCAUGCGAUCGUUGGAGAAAGAAAUGGAGGAUCAAGUUCUACCAGAAUCCGACCAGGAACUGCCCACCACUCCGAUGCCAGAUGAACCUACUGCAAGACAAGUUCCACAACAGGGGGAUUACGUCAAUCGACGUGAACCCGAGCAAGAUUAUAUCCUACCCGACUUUUGCUUCAACAAAAAUGCUGUGCAAAAUACAUUGUUCUCCGAAUAUACCGCUAAGUAUUGCGACGCCAGACAACGCAAGCUUGCUGCGAAACAUCACAAGGAGGAAUGGGUCAAAAAGCAUCACCACAAAUAUAAAGAACCUAAACAACACAGACGGUAUCCUGAAGAAACCACGGAGAAAGUUGCUGAACAGCGGCAGCAAGCUACAGUACCUCCGCCAAAGGCUCCAUUGGAGUUCAAUUCCAGAACUACUUACGGAACGAUCAAGGAAGAAGGAGUGGCAUUGAUCGAGAAUCUAAAAACUAUCCUUGACUUAGAGCCCGAACAAGCGGUUCCAACCAGAGACACUCAAACGGAGGAUACGGGAUACCUGGCCGACGACGAAGCGAGCAAGAGUAGCAUUGAAAACGAGGGUGACCAUCCUACGCAGACCGAAUCGAAUGCUGCUGGAGUUCAGUGGGACAACUAUCCUGUUUGGGUUAGAAGAAAGUACGAACACCAGCCUGAAGUACACAGCAAACUCCAGGGUAAAGCCACAAUGCUGUGGGAUUGGGAACGGAAGAAGAACCAAUUCCUGCAGAAAGUUGGCCUAGACUCGUUGGAAGAUGUUAACCGGCUCACGGAAGAAGAAUUGCAACGUAAUGCGGGAACGCAACGAGAGCAGCCGCCAAUGAGAAAUGAAAAUGGCAAACAGCCGUACGAUGAACGGAAACGAUCCGAAAAUUAUGAUGGACGCAAAGAAUGGAACGGACAACGCUCAUCGGGUGAUUUCAAGCCUCACGAACCAAAGGAUCACCACAAACAUCACAAGAAAUGGAGAGACGGUGGAUAUGACAGACCGCAGGAGUUCAAAAACGGUGACCGACAGCACAAUCAAGGCAACGAGAACCGGAACUUCAAACCCGACAACUCACCUUCUUCCUCCUCAGGUGACGGCGCUCCGAGGAAGGCACAACCGAAUCAAAACGGGGACGUGCGCCCGAAUAAACACUGGAAAGAAUCUUCCGGUGAGUAUAGAAACAAGCAUCACGGCAAGGACUGGAAGGAUGAUUUCAGUGAAGAUUAUAAGAAGCACAAACAUCCCAAAGAAAAGGAUUACAAACGGAACGAGAGUGAAGAAGUUGAAAACAAGCACGAUCGGUCAUCCGGGGAAGGAAAGAGUAAGGAAUGGAAAGACCACAGGAAAAACGGUAACCAACAGCAAUGGGAAGGGAAGAGACACCGUGAUAGCGACGAACGGUUCUCUGAUGAAGGAUCCUAUCUGAAUCAAUACCGGGAGGAGUACAAGAAACAACCGAAAUAUAAAGAAGACUAUUCCAAUAAACAUCACAAACGACAUUACGAUAAUGACAGUGACGAGGAUGAUGACGAUGAUGAUGAUGACGACGACGACGAUGAUGAUGAUGAUCAUUACAAGCAUCGAAAGUCGGAAAAGCAUAGCGGAAGUGAUGAGCACUAUUGGAAAUCCCACAAAGAAAACAAGGAAAAACAUCAUCCCAAAGACAAAGAAGAGCACUGGAACAAACGACAUGAGCAAAAAUGGCACGAUCACAAUCAACCACACUCCCAGGAACGACGACGACGAUAGAUGAGCGGUUCAAUUGUGGAGGAGUGAUUACAGGGAUUAUCCAUAUAUGAUUUGGAUAUUUCAAAUAUUUUAUACCAAAACAUCUUGAGAUCAAUGAAGUUUGUGACAAAACAUCUUAAGAAGAGAAGGCGAGUUACACGCUGUACGUAGUCAGUAUGCAGCAAACUAUAUCAACUUUUUCGAAUUACAUAGUUGUUAGUACACGAAA